This is a messenger RNA of Dalotia coriaria, 4271 nucleotides long. RefSeq lists its product as uncharacterized. Gene Ontology annotation, biological process: regulation of transcription by RNA polymerase II. The record is from RefSeq and is a predicted model, not a curated record. NCBI's taxonomy places the organism in Eukaryota, Metazoa, Arthropoda, Insecta, Coleoptera, Staphylinidae. Gene Ontology annotation, molecular function: protein binding; DNA-binding transcription factor activity, RNA polymerase II-specific. Gene Ontology annotation, cellular component: nucleus. The transcript is spliced from 10 exons. Bases 1 to 3987 code for a protein of 1328 amino acids.
AUGAAUUUCACUACGGAGGAGCUGUCAACGUCGGCGUUGUCGAAACUUUUUGAUCAAAAACGCAAGAACAGCUUCUGCGACCUCACCCUGCUAGUGAAUGGACGUGUGGUGAAGGCGCACCGGAACGUUCUAUCAGCGGCGUCGCCCUAUUUUGAUUCUAUUCUGAAACAUCACCGCGUGCAGCGUGAACAACUCACUGUAACAUGCGGCGAUGCCGAUGUUUUCGAACGCCUUGUUGAUUACACCUACACUGGUCGCAUCCUGGUGGAGCGUGCCGGUGUCGAAGAGCUGCUGCGACUAGCCGACCACUUUCUCAUGACGAAAAUAAUCGAAUACUGCAUUGAGUUUCUCGGCACACAACUUGGUCAUGACAAUUGUUUGUUUACAUAUUAUCUGACGCAGAGAUUUCGUCUUAAACAAUUGGGUAGUUUGGUGGAGAACUGGAUUCGGACGCAUUUAACGCAGAUUAUUGAUGGAGAAGAAGGGGGCGCAAGGGCCGUGGGUGCCAACUGCCAACCUCCCUUCACGUGGUGCGCCCUGAUUUCGACAAACGAGGCUCUGGCGACCGAAUAUGAGGCGAGUCUAAUCUCAUGGACACCAAUAAACGAAAGAGUAAUAACAGCAAGAUUCUACACCAGGUUCAGAAAAGUAACUUUUAUCCAAUGUUACGCCCCAACCAAUAACGCUUCUAAAGAGGAUAAAGAUGAAUUCUAUGACAUCCUCGAGAAAACUAUAAAAGACGUAAACAGCGGUGACAUAAAAAUUCUCAUGGGCGACCUUAAUGCGAAAGUAGGCGCUCAAAACGAGAAUUUGGAAGAAAUUAUGGGAAAAAACGGCGUUGGGCAGAUUAACGAAAACGGCACAUACUUCACACAGUUCUGCUCCAACGCGAACCUGGCAAAGGAAAGAAUGGAUCAGCGAAAACACGUGGUUGCUGAUAGAAGACCGAAAGAGGAAAAACACCUGCUACUCCAAAAUCUUUCGCAAGAAUAUAGGGCAGCAGCACAGGUAGAGUACACAGGCCUUUGCCAAAAGGUCAAAAGGGAAGCCAGAAGAGACAAACGCAGGUGGAUAGAUGAUAUUUGCAGACAAGCAGAAGAAGCAAUGCUCAACAACAACUCGAGAGAACUUUACAACCUCACAAAGAAACUGGCCAAUAAGUACUCUACACGCACACACUUCAUUAAGUCAAAAAACGGCCGCCUGUUAGUUGAGUCAGACAAGCAGCUCGAAAGAUGGAGGGAACAUUUCUCCGACAUGCUCAGCGCAAACGAAACAAUUAACUGGGAGCCAGAGAAUAACCCAGGUAGACAACUGAACAUUGACUCGAACCCGCCUUCAGUCGCGGAGAUAACUGCAGCUAUAAAGACGCUUAAGAACAACAAAGCAGCAGGAGCUGAUAACGUUCCAGCGGAACUACUAAAAGUAAACGCCACAUGGAUGGCAAAUGAACUAUACCACUGUAUUAAGGAAGCAUGGAACAACAACAAGAUUCCGACCAAGUGGAAAGAAGGGCUAAUCAUCAAGCUUCCCAAAAAAGGUAACUUGACCGAGUGUAACAACUGGCGUGGCAUAACGCUAUUAAACACAAUUAAUAAGAUUAUCGCGAAAAUCGUCCAAACAAGAUUAGCGGAAACUAUAGAAAACACCCUGCGCCCGAACCAAGCAGGUUUUCGGCCGAAUCGCUCAUGCAUCGAUCAUAUCAAUACCCUUCGUAUAAUUAUCGAGCAAUCAGUAGAAUGGCGAUCACCACUAUUCAUCGCCUUCAUCGACUUUGAGAAAGCAUUCGACAGCCUGAACCACGACGCUUUAUGGAGGAUCCUUAAGUCGCGAGGUGUACCAACAAAGAUAAUAAGCAUCCUGCAAGAACUCUACACUGAUGCAAACUGCAGUGUGUUACACAACGGUGAAAAAGCGAAAGUUUUACGAUACACAGAGGAACUACAUACUAGCAAAGGUAGACCAGAACAGGGAUGGGUUGCGCUGGACACUAACCUCGCACCUCAGCGACCUGGAUUACGCCGACGACAUCUGCCUGAUGUCACAUACGUUCGAAGGCGUGAGCCGACAGCUAACAACAUUAGCAAGGGAGGCAAGAGCCAAGAACAUUAUAUAUAUAUAUAUAUUUGGGCACUACAAAAUGUCAGCGAACGUGAAGCUGAAAUAAAUAAUUUGUUCACCGCCAUCUCUUGGACCAAUGUUGAUCAUAAUGAAGUUUACAAACACUUAGAAGUGUGCGAAUUAUAUGGAAAAAGUGAAUUGUCUCUGUAUUACUUACUGCAUAAUCUUAUGAUGAAUAAUUUACUUUUGGGAAAUUUUAAAACGCGGUACGACGGGUUGCAUACUAAAUAUGAACAGAUGUUAAAAACAGAUGGUAAACUCGACCAAAAUCAAAAAAUUACAAUUGCUGAGAAAGAUGGGAUUGUGGUGAAGGCAAGAAAUAAAAACCGAAAGGAACAAUUAUUAGCUAGACUCCUCGCAGGACUAAAACCCAGUUUACGCACGGCCGCCAUUAAAGCCAUCCGGAAACAGAAUAAGAAGAUACAACUUGUGGAUUAUUUAACUGAUAAUAUUGAAGUUGAGUCUGAUGAUGAAAAAGUAGGUGUAAAAUGUCCGAUAUGUUCAGCUAAUAUAAACGACAGUAUGCUUCUGGAACAACAUCUAUCUCUAAGUCAUUCCAAGGAUGUAACAUACAAAUGCGGAAUUUGUAAUUUUGUGUGUCAAUAUCACGGCGACUAUCUAAAUCAUGCCAAGACGCACUUUUCGGGCCCACCGUUUAAGUGUGAUUUUUGUGAUUAUGAUUCUGAUAAUAUUGCUAAAUUGAUUGCUCACCGGGCCAAACAUCUAGAAGAUUCUGCUUUCCAAUGCACUUUUUGCUCAUUCAAAUGUCGCAGCAAACAAAACUACCUGUCGCACUUAAAAUUGCAUUCACCGGAGAAACUAUUCAAGUGUGAGCAGUGCACGAAAAGUUUCAAGUACAAACAUAACCUUGAUUCGCACAUGCUGACUCAUUCCAGCGAAAAAACUCUACAUUGUGAGUCCUGCGGGUUUCAUACAAAGUUUUUAAGUCACAUGAUUGCGCAUAAACGCAUACAUGCAGGUGAUAUGUAUCGAUGUUCUUACCCUCACUGCAAAUACUCAACAUCGAAGAAGCAGCAGUUGGUGACACACGCAAAAACGCACAACGGUUUGCGUCCACAUGCAUGCACAGUCUGCGGUAGAGGAUUCAUGGAGAAGAGUCAUCUAGUGCGGCAUGAACGUAUUCACUUGGAGGAGAAACCUUUCAAGUGUACGAGCUGUGACUAUGCGAGUUCUCGCCGCGAUAAACUGAAGGAACAUUUCACGCGGCAUCAUGGGGAGAACGCCAGUGCUAAGGUACCGUACAAGGCGCGCCCUCUACGAACUGGAACUGGCACUAAUCAAAAGAACGCGAAAAAUCAGCAAAAUCAACAAAACCAAGAACACACUGGUACAAAUAAUAACAAUACAAAUGUUAGUUUUAACACUGCUAGUAAUACUAGUAACAAUAAUACAACAAGUAAUGGCACAGCCGGUGCGCCUAAUACUAACACCAACGGUGAUAUACAAGAGUUAAUAAUGCACCAUCAUAAUCAAAAUGGCGGAGCGACUGGUCCUGCUUUGAAUGGUUAUCAUCACUUUGCUGAUCCUACAGACUUCCAUCAUUCACAUAAUCUACAACAACAUUUACAACAUCAACGGAAUGGUCAGCAUCAUAAUAAUAUGAAUCAUCAUCACAUGUUAGCUAGGACCAAUCAUCCAACAGCCACUUCGACAGCGGCGGCGGUGGCGGCCGCCAUGAUGCUAGAUCCUAGAUUUCAUCAUAAUUCAACGGUACCAUAUCCAACGUCCACGCCAGUUACAAUGGCGGCGAUGGCAGCUGCGCAGUCUUCGCAACAGAUUCAAGCGUCAUCCCAACACGUCGGGGAAUAUCCGCCAUCAUUACAAAACUGCAUGACAUUGUUCUAAACAAUUUUUCAAAGUGUACAACGACAUUUGUGGGUUUAAACCAAAACUUCCUACUAAUAUAAAAUUGUUGUUAGACGUAAAAUCCACAAUUCACUAUGUUCAUAUCUGAUUCUAGUCAAUUUUACAAUCGUACUAUCGGAUACAUUUAGAUAACUUUUGAUGUUCUAUGUUACUAUGUUAUCAUUAAAAUGAGAAUUUGACUUGUGCACUGUCGGCAUUGAUAAUACUUGAUAAAUGUGUUCAAUAAUUAAUAAAUAAAUGUUUUACGUUAUAAAAAUUAGAAA